Messenger RNA from Rubroshorea leprosula, 1003 nucleotides. The record is from the annotation of a GenBank genome assembly. NCBI's taxonomy places the organism in Eukaryota, Viridiplantae, Streptophyta, Magnoliopsida, Malvales, Dipterocarpaceae.
ACCUCCACUUGAAGAAAAAUCAGUAAAACUUGGUUUUUGCCUUCCUUUUCUUGUUCAAGAACAAGAUUUGAGCUUAGAAACCUCCCCCCCCCCUCUGUAGAAUUUUCGGAUCUGCUUUGCUCUAUGUCCUCCAUCCGCUGCUCUUGCCAGUUUGUGGGUGCAAAUUCCUUUGAUUUUUUGGUAAGAACAGCCAUUAAAUUCUCUGUUUUUCCUUGAAUUGGCUUAGGUUUACUCUAAUUCCCCUUGGUUUCUCUAAUUUCCGCUGAAUUUCUCCUGCACUUCCAUCGGCCUUCCCCCAAACUGCAGCUCCGGUUUUUGCUGGAUUUCUAGUAUGUUGACAGCUCCUCCAAGCCCGAAAUUUCAUCAAUUAGUUGCUGAAUUUUGUCCAUUUAUUUGCUGCCCUGUGCUGUCCGAAUUUUCUGCUGGAAAUAGGGGAGAAAUUUGACAGUAAUUAGACCAUGAUUAACCUUAAUCCAUGUAUAAAUUGCUUGAGUUGGCUGCUGUGAUUUUGGAGGAAAAUCCCGAGUGUUUUAGCCCCUAUUUUUGCCAAAGCCGUGCUCUUCCCUUUUGCCGUGGGAUUGGGAAACCAAAUUGGUGAAAUUUGGCUCUAAAACCUCUUGUUUAAGAGAUUUUUGGAUAUUAUGAUUUUAUUUUAAAAUAUUUGGACCUUGGGUAGAUAUACGGUUUUUAAUAAAAGUGAGUUAUAUUAUGGUUGAAUUUUGUGUGAAGCUCAUUGAUUAGUAAAUUUGUGAGGUUGUGCUAAUAAUUCUAGUAAGGUCUGAAUGCAUUUAUUUGGAAUAUUAGGUGCUAUUAUGGCUUAGAGCACUGGGAUUGAGUCUUCGGUUUAUGCGAUUGAGGAAGCGAAGUCAAGGACAGGGAUAAACGAGGGAAGUGACGAGUUAGAAGGCUAGUCAUCUUGUAAAUUGAACAUAGAUUUUAGAUAUAAAUCAUGAUUUUGUAAGCUAGAUUUUAAUUGAAGAUUUUAUAAAUUCAUUGAAUGGAU